Molecule: messenger RNA, 1731 nt
Organism: Rattus rattus (black rat)
Lineage: Eukaryota; Metazoa; Chordata; Mammalia; Rodentia; Muridae
Gene: Henmt1
Product: HEN methyltransferase 1
Exons: 7
Coding region: 111-1313 (400 amino acids)
Biological process (GO): piRNA processing; siRNA processing; RNA methylation
Cellular component (GO): cytoplasm; nucleus
Molecular function (GO): O-methyltransferase activity; RNA methyltransferase activity
Source: RefSeq, a predicted model, not a curated record
UCUUCCAGGCAUCUCGUAUGAAAAGGGUUUAAUUGGCGUUUACAGCUCAGUUGCCGCUGAUUCUGAUACAGAGCCCAGAGAAUAAAUCUGGAUUUUUACUUUUUGUCACAAUGGAAGUCGAAAACCAAAUGGAAACGGCAGAAAACAUACCGUGCAGUAUGCUUGGUGAUAAUUUCAAAGAAGUUUGUGCAGAGAAGGUAAUUAGGUUCAGGCCGCCAUUAUACAAACAACGGUACCAGUUUGUUAGAGAUUUAGUGGAUCGCCAUGAACCCAAGAAGGUUGCAGACCUGGGAUGUGGUGAUACCAAGCUCCUAAAGCUGCUAAAAAUCUACCCGUGCAUUCAGCUGCUUGUUGGGGUGGAUAUCAAUGAGGAAAAAUUGCAUUCAAAUGGGCAUCGCUUGUCUCCCUAUUUGGGGGAGUUCGUAAAACCCCGAGAUCUAGAUUUGACUGUCACCUUGUAUCAUGGCUCUGUUGUGGAGAGAGACUCGCGCUUGCUUGGAUUCGAUUUGAUAACAUGCAUUGAAUUAAUAGAACAUCUGGAUUCAGAUGAUCUGGCCAGAUUUCCUGAAGUGGUUUUUGGAUACCUGUCACCAGCCAUGGUUGUCAUCAGCACACCAAAUGCUGAAUUCAACCCCCUGUUUCCUACAGUGACCCUGAGGGACGCCGAUCAUAAGUUUGAGUGGAGCAGAAUGGAGUUUCAGACCUGGGCUACACAGGUGGCAAACUGCUACGAUUACUGUGUGGAGUUCACUGGGGUGGGGACACCCCCAGCUGGAUCUGAGCAUGUUGGAUAUUGCACCCAGAUAGGUGUCUUUAGGAAAAACGGUGGGAAGCUCUCUGAGCCCUCUGCUUCCCAGCAGCAUGACCAGCAUGUUUAUAAAGCUGUUUAUACAACCUCCUACCCGAGUUUACAGCAGGAGAAGGUGCUCAAGUUUGUACUGGUUGGGGAACUCCUGAUACAAGUGGACCGCCUGAGGCUGAGACACCAGAGAAUGCUGCGGGAACAGGAGAAGGAGCGGGGCCCUCAGCCCUGGUACGCGGACUCCUCCCCAGCCCCCCACCUGCUGUUGGGAGCAGUCUUCACAGAGGCCGAGAAGGCCAGGAUAGAAAAUUCUCCCAAACCCUUCUGUGAAGGAGAGAAGUUUUACAUCCCCCUGCAGAGACUGCUCACUUACCCCAAACUGCACCGGCUGUGUGCUGACGAAGACAGGAUGCGGUCCCUCAUCGCUGACUCGGUGUGCUUAAGCAGUGAUGGCUCCGCAGUCGUGGUUGACCUCCAUAAUUCUUGGGAUUAUCGGCCUGAGGAUAACUGAGCCAUCCGGAUUUCCUGAAGCUCGGACACCGGCUGAUAGUUGGGUUCGUUUAGAAUUCGCACUUUUUUUGUUUUAGUGGUGCUGGGACUUGAACCCUUGCUCAUGGUAAGCAAGCACUCUGCCUCUCGGCUACAUCCUCAGCCCCAGAAUUUAAGCUUUGUACAGUCAUCAUUCAAGAAGUAUUUCGAGAGUUACACAGAUCGGGUCCUGAUCUGGAUGACAGCUCUGCCUGACACACAGACUGUUCUUGGGCUUACCCAAACCGAGUUGCUUUCCUUUAAAAUUAGAUUUUUUAAAAAAUUUUUUGGUGUUUACAACAAUAUAGAAAUUGGAUGUGGUAAUGUGUUAAUUUUGUCCUCACCCAUAUUUUGGUGUUAGAGCUGUAUGUUGUAUGUGACAUUAAAACAUUUAAAUGUAA